UUGAGCCCAGCUUCAUCACGUCCAAACCCAUUAGUUUUGGAUCCCUAAUCCAGCCAACUAUCCUACUGCCAUGAGCGUCGUAUAGUCGCAGCUCGCGCCCUCCAGUCUGUCCUCCUCCUCCUGACCUCCUCCACCUUGCAAAUUCAGUCACCGUCGGCUGUCACCCGCCGUCGCUCCAGCCUUUAGCCUCGCGGGUUCCAAUCGCGACUCGCUCCAGCCUCCAGGCUCGAGCCCUCCAGAAUCCACGGAUAACUGCUCCACCUGUCCACCAGGCACUAGUCCACCGCCUCCACGCCUCCACAGCAGCACAGCUCCACUCCUGUGAUAUUAAUAGGGCCGGAGGUGCGGAGCUGAUGACCAGGAUGGCGCUAGCAGACACCAAGUAGCGUCUCGUUUGAAUGCUGCGGACGUAGCGGGCGCUUUAGCGUUGGUGCGGAGAAGGUAAUGGCGGCCUUAUAGCGCCUGCUAGAUUGUCAGCUCAGCAUGGUGGGGUUCAAGAAUAGAUACAUGGUAAUGGAAGUAUUUUUGGAUCCAAAUAAGGAUAUUGUGGGAAAGGACCCUAUUAUUAUCACACAAUUCAAUCUCUCAAAUUCUAUCAAAGAUAGCAUUCUUGUGAACUUUGGAGAGUGUGGUCUAGCCUCUUCGCUCAACUCAUUUCAAGUGAAGUAUGUCAACCCUAUAACAAAAGUUUUCAUCAUCAGAGCAUCCAGGGAAGAUUAUAAAAGAGUUUGGGCUGCAGUCACCUUAAUUAGGAAUAUAGGGAACUGCCAGGUGGUAUUCAACUUAUUGGAUCUGAGUGGAAGUAUCAAGGCCUGCAAAAAUGCUGCUUUGAAGUGUGAAAUGUCAAAGUUUGAGCACUAUAAGUUGCUAGGUGGAAGCAAUCUUAAUGGAGAUGUGGAGCAGCAGAUGAAGAAUUGUCUUGAAAAGAUCAAAGUUUUGGAGCACUGAAAUAUACUAAACAAGUGUAAUCCUCCAUUUUUGUAUUCAUUCGUCACUGAUAAUUGUUGUCAACCAUUUUUGUUCCCUAUUCCCCAUUUCCCCCACACAAUGGCAAAAAUAGGAAGAGAGAAAAAAGUGUUGAUGAAGGGGGUACAUUCUAUUGUAAAAGAAGAAUGUGGGUCUGUCACGCUCGCUAUAUACUAUCCAUAUAAGCAAAGGUUUCUCAAGAGUUGGUAAUAUGGGUUUUGUAAAGACAGAUAAAUGUACAGGCUACAGGACAUAGAUGAAAUAAUCUGAUUAUUAUGCAAAAAUAUUACCUUUAGAUUUUUG
Messenger RNA from Cuscuta europaea, 1269 nucleotides. The record is from the annotation of a GenBank genome assembly. NCBI's taxonomy places the organism in Eukaryota, Viridiplantae, Streptophyta, Magnoliopsida, Solanales, Convolvulaceae.